This is a messenger RNA of Daucus carota subsp. sativus, 2069 nucleotides long. Its product is annotated as protein IQ-DOMAIN 14. The record is from RefSeq and is a predicted model, not a curated record. The transcript has 6 exons. Gene Ontology annotation, molecular function: protein binding. Bases 368 to 1978 code for a protein of 536 amino acids. NCBI's taxonomy places the organism in Eukaryota, Viridiplantae, Streptophyta, Magnoliopsida, Apiales, Apiaceae.
UGGUGGUAGGAAGAAGAAGAAUAAAAGUAAAGUAAAAUUCUUACCAAGCUAUUCAAUUUUAUUUCCAACAACAUGAUUUAAAGUUUUGCACACAUAUAUAAAUAUUACAAAGAAAAACAAAAACAAAGGCCACUAUUAUUGAACAAGGAUUCCUGUUAUUCUCUUCUUACUCACUUUCCUUUCCAAAAAGUUGGUAUGAAAGAAAGAAGCCAGGCUGAUUACAUACACUUAUACAUAUAAAUAUAUAUUUAACCACCCAGAUCAUCUUUUUUCUUGCUAAGCUUUUUCUUGGUGAAGGCAGUCAGGCUUUCUGGUAGCCUUAUUUUUCACUCUAAGCCUCUAAGGUUAAUAUAGUAAUGCUACGAACAUGGGAAGGAAAGGGAGUUGGUUUUCUGCUAUCAAAAGGGUUUUCGUCCCCAACUCCAAGGAGAAACUAGAAAAAGGAUCAGAGAAAAGAAGUUCCAAGGAAAAGAAGGGACGGGGAAUAUUGAAGCAUGCAGAAACCAAAUCGUUUAUUCCUCUCUUUAGAGAGCCAAGCAGUAUUGAAAAAAUAUUGGGUGAAGUAGACCAACAGCAACUACAAUUUCGGCCUCCCACGCCUUAUGAGCUACCGAAACCACCGCCUUCAUUACCUGCAAGGCCAGCUUCUCCAAGGAGUGCGUCUUUGCGGGUUACUUCGCCCAGAAAUGCUUCUCAAAGGAUCACUUCUCCUAGGGCAGCUACCUCUCGAAGGGUCACCUCCCCGAGGGCUGCUUCUCCAAGUGUCACGUCACCUAGAGCUGCUACUCCAAGGGCUGCUUCCCCCAGAGGUUAUCGCCCUAGACCAGAACCAACUCUAAGAAACCAUCAUCUUUCCGCCACCAAGAUCCAAGCAGCUUAUAGAGGUUAUAUGGCAAGGAGAAGCUUUCGAGCUUUGAGGGGACUUGUAAGACUUCAAGGGGUUGUAAGAGGACAGAAUGUGAAACGUCAGACAAGUAAUGCCAUGAAACAUAUGCAGCUCCUUGUUAGGGUUCAAACUCAAAUUCAGUCACGAAGGAUCCAAAUGCUAGAGAACCAGGCAAUCCAACGCCAAGCCAACAAGAAUGAGAGGGAAACAGAGAGUACCUUGGGCAAAUGGAAUUCUGAGGCAGGUGACAAUGAAAACUGGGAUGAUAGCUUGCUAACAAAAGAGGAAGUAGAGGCAAGAAUGCAGAAAAAGGUGGAGGCCAUCGUCAAGAGAGAGAGGGCUAUGGCAUAUGCAUAUUCCCACCAGCUGUGGAAAGGCAAUUCGAAGCCCGGUCAAUCACCUCCAGGAGAUAUUGUAUCAGGUGGAUUCCCCUGGUGGUGGACCUGGUUGGAACGUCAGGCCCCUUCCUCGAAACCACCAGAAAAUCAAACCAUGAAGACUUUCCUUCAAGCACCUAUGAGGAUGACCCCUGAGCACAAGCCAAGCCCGCGAUCACAUACCAGUAACUACAAGCCACAGAAUUUUGGCUACGACAAUCUUGAGACGCCCACACCUAAAUCAUCAAGAUCAGCUGCACCUGUGCGAACAAGGCAAAUGUUUACCCCUACUAGAACCCCACCAUCAACCAGCUCCAACAUGACGAAGUAUUCAAGAUCAAGAAAUUUUGCUGCUAAUUCACCUUACGAUGUUCCACUAAAAGACGAUGACAGCUUGGUAAGCUGCCCGCCGUUUUCUGUUCCAAACUACAUGUCUCCAACUGUUUCAGCAAUAGCGAAAGUAAGACCAACUAGCAACCUGAAGGACAGUGCACCAGGGACUCCCGGAAGCCAGACGUCGAAGAGGAGGUUUUCAUUUCCUCUGGCACCAAGCAUGGGCUCUUUCAAGUGGAAUAAAGGGUCUAGCAAGGAUUCAGCUAGUCAGAAGGUGAUGGAGAAGCCCCGAGCUCCGCCAUCAAUAGGGGAUCGAAGUGUGGAUUCAACAGUGUCUAUGCCUGCUGCAUUUGGGAGGAAGCCAUUUAACAGAUUUGUGUGAUUGAUUUUUACUUGUUUUUUUUUUUUUUAAUAUUUCUCUUGGAAAAUACCACUUCUUGGCUCGUGGGUUAUGAUUUCACUUUCUUAUUGUA